Molecule: messenger RNA, 417 nt
Organism: Solanum tuberosum (potato)
Lineage: Eukaryota; Viridiplantae; Streptophyta; Magnoliopsida; Solanales; Solanaceae
Product: amidase 1-like
Exons: 2
Coding region: 16-417 (133 amino acids)
Source: RefSeq, a predicted model, not a curated record
CAGUGAAGGGAAUUGAUGUCUCUGUUGGAAUGUUUCAGGAUUACUGGAGAGAAUGUGCACUACGGUACUCCAACUAAUCCAAAAUUGCCAUCUCAUAUUCCAGGUGGCUCAUCCAGUGGUUCAGCUGUUGCUGUUGCAGCUGAACUUGUUGAUUUUGCUUUAGGUACCGAUACGACUGGGUGCAUUAGAGUCCCAGUAGCAUUUUGUGGUGUCUUUGGGUUUAGGCCGUCACAUGGGGCCGUAUCAACUAUUGGUGUUCUGCCUGUAUCACAAAGUUUGGACAGUAUUGGUAUGUAUCAUUUUGUUUUCUCUAGACUAUUACCACAGUAUUUGCUUUGUGACAAAUCAUAUAUUUAUAUAAAAGAGAACCCUAGGCCCGCCUACAUGGCGCCACCACAAGCAAGAAUUUCCUUUUAA